Molecule: messenger RNA, 3885 nt
Organism: Closterium sp. NIES-65
Lineage: Eukaryota; Viridiplantae; Streptophyta; Zygnematophyceae; Desmidiales; Closteriaceae
Source: the annotation of a GenBank genome assembly
AUGGCUGCAGAAGGUGAAGACCUUGCGAAGGCUUCCGCUCGUCCUGGCUUAGCUAACGGCGGAAGCUUCGUGGCUCCCGCGAUUUGCCAAGGAGCAGAAGCAACCGGCGCAAGCAGAGACGUGGAAGCAGCAGGAACAGCCGCGGAGGACGCAGCGGGAACGGCGGCGGGAGAAGCAGAAGGAGCGCCCGACGCGAUUGGUGCGUCCACCCCGCCUCGUGAGGCGAACCCGACCAGUCCGUCGCAUGCAAUCCGUGCGAGCCUCUCCGCGCCCCCGCGCGUGACGAGCAAGAAGCCGCCCGACAGCAUGCCGCUGCUGCGCCUACCGCUGGGCCUGUCGCCGUCCGCUUGGCCGCAAGGAGGGAAGCGGCAGCUUGGGCGAGAUGACACGGGAGAUGACAAGCGGCUGGAUUUGAGUAUGCCGGGACUAAGCUCUCAACAGGGAGGGGGUUCGGGCGGCUCGGAUGGUCCUUGCUGGAAGAAGCGCGCCGUUGGGGGUGUUUCACCGGGCGUAGCCGCUGUAGCAGUGUCCUCGGGUAUACCGUCCCCGGAUGCACCGUCCUUGGGUGCACCAUCCUCGGUAUUAUCUGUUCCAACUCCAACAGCCGUCGCGUCUACUUAUGUCGCCUCCCCGUCCUCUUCCUCCGCCUCUCCGCUCCGCCUUCCCUCUCCACUUCGCCUCCCCUCCUCCCUCCGCCUCAACUCCCCUCUGCGCUUCUCCCGCCGAUCUUCCCCGGCCCUUGCGCCGGUUUCUGGCGGUCACGCCCUUCCAGUCCCCCCCGGAACCCCGAAUAACGGCGCGCCACCUUUCCUCUCGCAACCGUCAAACUCCCCCCUUGGGUUGUCGCUUCCUCCCUCCAGCACCUCACCCAGUCCUCACGCUGCGCGGGCGCACGGUCCGCUUCCGCCGCUAUCCCUUCCGCCCCCCGCCGCCCCGCUCCCUGCUCAACCUUCCCCCGCGCCGACUCCUGACGGCGGGUGGCAAGGGACAGCUGGCGCAAGUCCUCGCAACCCUCCGAACCAGGGGGGACCGCAAGAACCUGCCAAUUCCCCACACUACCGCGGGGUGCGGUUGCGCCCAUGGGGAAAAUGGGCGGCGGAAAUCCGCGAUACCGCCAACAGCGCGCGCCUGUGGCUGGGCACGUUCCCCACGGCGGAAACGGCGGCGCUGGCGUAUGACGUGGCAGCGAUGGCGAUUCGAGGAAACAAGGCGAAGCUUAAUAUGGAGCAGCACAGAGAGCUGGCGAACGAAGUUCGCGAUCUGGUGAGAACGCUGAAAGCGGCGGCAAAAGCGGCACAGGAUGCGGCGGCGGCGCGCGCGUAUGCGGAGGCGAUGGCGGAUGCUGGUGGAGAGGAGGGGAAGCCGCCAGGGCUGAAGAGCGAAACCGCGACAGGGAACGGCGAGGACCGAGCAGCGAACGGCGACACGUUGAGUGAACGGCUGGGAACGGUUAGGGAUGGUGACACUGGUUUAGAGGCAUCUCGAAAUGAGGGGGGCGGAAACGAGAAGUCAGCGGGUCGGGAAUGCGCGAACUAUGCGCCGGUGGCGGAAGGUACAGGCGGAGCACGCAGCGCGCAGGAGAAAGACCAGAUGGCGGAGCCGCGAUUCGGGCAGGGAAACGGGCAGGGAAACGGGCAGGCGAACGGGCAGGAGAACGGGCAGGGAAACGGGCAACUCCCAAUGCUGCGACAGGCCCCGCCACAGGCGCCGCUUCUCCACGUGGUGAUGGGGAAGGUGGUUACCACCAUGGUGGAUAAGUAUGGCGGGGGAAUGGGGAAUUGGGCCAGGGGCGUUGGCGCUAAUCAGGGCGCGCUGGGGAGCGGAGGAAGCGGGGGAGGCGGAGGAAGCAGCGGGGGAAGCGGGGGAAGUGGAGCUCCUGAGGGUAUUGGGGCAGGGUGGGGAGUUGGGGGAGGUGCGGCGAAUGGGGGAAAUUGGGGGAAUGGGGAGACAAAAACGGGUGCCGUGGGAGGGGGUGCUGUGGGUGCAGAUAGGGAAGGGGUUGGAGGGAACGCGGGGCAGCAGGUGGACAGGAAAGAGUUGGUUACAUCCCCCUUACAAGCUCUCUCGUUAAACCAGGGAGUCUCGCCCAUGCAAUGCCAGGCCUCCUUCAUAGAAAGGAACACGUCCCCUGUACUACCCCAAGUGAAGGUCGAGCACGUUCCUGCUUUUACCGAGUCAGCUUACAAAGGUUCGGUGUUGCAAACAGGAGGGCAGUUCGUGAGUGGAGCAACUGCGUUUGCUGGUAACCAUGUAACCAGUUCGUGUGUGGUUGCGCCCAGCGUCACACCUCCGCCUGUAGCUGUACCGAGUGUGCUUACAGGGGGGAUGACAGGAACGCACUCAGAGGUGCCUGCACUUCCUAAGACUGCGUGUAAGGGGGACGCCUGUAGAGGGGAUGGGGGGAGCAGCAGCAGCAGUAGCAGCAGCGGUGGCAGAAGCAGCAGGCAGAGUGGGGGAGAGGAGAUGGGCGAUGGCAUAGGGGGCAUGAAUGGCACGGGUGGGGUAGGUGGCAUGGGCGUGGGGGGUGGGGCAGGUGAAACAGAGAGGAUGGAGGUGGAUGGACGGACACAGGAAGCAGGGCGAAACUUUGAAGGGUUGGUGGGCACAGUACAAUGUGCGUUUGAACAUCUCACCCCUAAAUCGCCUCACCUUAUGCAGCAGGGCGGUGGCGGGAACGCUGGGGUAUUAUUUGGCAGUGAGCGAACGACGACACCUGGCAUGGUAUCAGGGUCUCGUGGCGUGGAUGAUGUGCCACGUGGCAUGGUAUCAGCGUCACGGGGCAUGGAUCAAACGCCACGUGGUUCUUCAGGCGCGGCUUCUGUUGCCCCUUCAGGUAGUGCUUCAGGUGGGUUUUCAGCUCAACCCCCUGCCGAACGACCGGGAUGGCAUUACACAGAAUCUCAUCAAGCAACAGAGAAAGCAGCAGAGGAGAUUGGCAGCGUAAAGAAAGAGAAUGUCGCCUCUACUGGUGGAGGAAGAGGAGGAGAAGGAGGAGUAGAAGGAGGAGGAGGAGGAGGAGGAGGAGGAGGAGGAGGAGGAGGAGGAGGAGGAGGAGGAGGAGGAGGAGGAGGAGGAGGAGGAGGAGUAGGAGGAGGAGGAGGAGGAGGAGGAGGAGGAGGAGGAGGAGGAGGAGGAGAAGGAGGAGGAGGAGGAGGAGGAGGAGGAGGAGGAGGAGGAGGAGGAGGAGGAGGAGGAGGAGGAGGAGGAGGAGGAGGAGGAGGAGGAGGAGGAACGGGGAUAAGUGGGAUCUCCCAGGGUACCAGCCUUGGCGAUCCCAGGAGCGAAGGGGCGAGAGGCGAUAGCUUCUCAGCGUCAGUGCCUUUUGAGAAUCACACGCUAGAGACGUUAGAGAAUCCUCUGACGGGCUCUGGGAGGAAGGAGGGGGUGAGAGGAGGGGUGAGAGCGGCAGGAAUCAGGACUGCCCAUUUCCGCCCUAACGCUGCAAUUGUGGAGGCAUUUAGAAACGGUGAGGGGCGGUUGGAUGGGGUGGAAGCAGUGGUGUUUCAGGCGCCUCAAGCAGCAGCAGCAGCAGCAGCAGCAGCAGCAGCAGCAGCAGCCGCUGCAGCAGUAUCAACAGCAGCAGCAGCAGCAAUAUCAGCAGCAACAGCAGCAGCAGAAUCAGCAGGAGCAGCAGCAGAAAAAUCAGCAGGAUCAGCUGCAGCAGUAUCAGCAGCAGUAUCAGCAGCAGUAUCAGGAGCAGUAUCAGCAGCAGCAGCAGCAGCAGCAGCAGCAGCAGCAGCAGCAGCAGCAGCAGCAGCAGCAGCAGCAGCAGCAGCAGCAGCAGCAGCAGCAGCAGCAGCAGCAGCAGCAGCAGCAGCAGCAGCAGCAGCAGCAGCAGCAGCAGCAGCAGCAGCAGCAGCAGCAACAGGAUACGCAGUGGCAUAG